Trichomonas vaginalis G3 is the source of this 850-nucleotide messenger RNA. RefSeq names its product Prim-pol domain family. The record is from RefSeq and is a predicted model, not a curated record. The transcript has a single exon. NCBI's taxonomy places the organism in Eukaryota, Parabasalia, Trichomonadida, Trichomonadidae. The annotation marks the transcript as partial.
AUGACAGCAACAAACAACAGCAACAGCAACUUUAUCGUUUCUGAUGAAAAAGUUAUUGAUUCAUUAGCUGAGGAAUUAGUUGUGGCAGAAACUAAAACCCUCAACGAAAGAAUUGGUGAAAACAAGAUUGAUUUACAUAACUACCUCAAACAUGAUGGAGGAAGAGGAAGGAAAACUGGUGUGGCUUUAUUAGUAAAUAAAAUUUCAAAUUUAACGAUUAUAGAUGUUGAUAUCAAUAAAUCAUACAAUGAUGAACUUAAAGAAACAGUUAGAAAAGAUAUUUUAUCAAAACUUUCGGAUAAAGAUGUUAUCGUUAAAACCGCUUCAGGAGGUCUUCACAUUUAUUGCAACACUAAUUUCUUCUAUGCAGUUUCGAACAGAAUGAUUAAAUGUUAUUCCUGCAAUGAUUAUGAUAUUGAUAUCAUGACUUCAAUGGAUGAUUCAAAGCGUUCAUUAGUAGUUAUGGCUGAUUCAAGAGUUCGAAAGAAUGCAACAGAACCAAUCAAAACAUACUCAUUCAUUCGUGGAAGUUACGACUCGACCAUAACCAGAACAGUGAAUGAUAUAUUAAAUGAUUUGAAUAUUAAGGUAAGAGUUGAACAGAAGAACGAAGAAAUAAAGACUAUCAUGAAUGAAAACAAAGAUGUAAACAUUGACGAUAAACUUGCCCAGAGCAUAGUUGAUGGUAUUAGUGAUUUUGAAGUACAUAAUGACGGUGGAAACAUGAAUUUAGAAAAAGAAGUUACAUUAUUCACACUGUUUCAAGCAAUUAAUUCGUUACCUAAUCAUUUAAUUAAUGAAGCAUACGAUAACGUUUAUAACUUCUGCAAUUUAACUGAAAAUGCAAAAA